Gordionus sp. m RMFG-2023 is the source of this 1246-nucleotide messenger RNA. RefSeq lists its product as uncharacterized. The transcript is spliced from 7 exons. The record is from RefSeq and is a predicted model, not a curated record. Lineage: Eukaryota; Metazoa; Nematomorpha; Gordioida; Chordodea; Parachordodidae. Bases 56 to 1168 code for a protein of 370 amino acids.
UGAAGAUUCAUCUUCGUUAAACUUAUUUUACGUAAUUAGAGUUAUCUGUGAUGAAAUGUAUAAUAUGACAAGAGAAUUUUUUUUAUCACAUUUCGAUUUAGACAUUCAAGAUUAUUCAAAUAUAAGCUCUUAUAAUAUAUUUAAUUAUAAUGUGGGUAAUGGAAGAAAAACUCUAUUUAGACUAUUGGCUGCAAAAAUUCCUAUUAAGAAUACAUAUAGAAUUCAUAAGCAUGUUAUUUUGCAAGGUAAUAAUUAUGAAGAAAAAGAAUUAUUUAAUGAGGAUUUUAAAUCAGAAAUUAUUGGUUUAAAUAAAUUAAAUGAUGAGCAACCAAUAGCAUUAUCCAAACAAGAUGAUAAUUUUAUUAUAAAUGACAAUCAACGCAUAAUAGAGUUAGAAAAACAAUUAUCCCUUUUAAAAUCACAUAUUGCUGACAUUGUGAUUAAUCUAGAGAAGUCUUCCUCAAGAUCAGACUCAUCAACUCAUUUAAACAAUAUUGAUGGAAAUCUUGCUAUUCCAAAUAAAGUGUCUGAUUGCAGUAGCUUUAUGAUUCCACCACCUUUACCCAACAAUACAGUAUUUUAUUCUAGUCCUAUGACAUCAUUACCAUUAACUAAAAUGGAACAAGUUAUUAUAAAAAACACUUUAAAUAAAAAUAAUGGUCAGCUAGAGGGCAAUAAAAAUGUGCCUAAUAUACCAUCCAUACCUAAUAUGUUACCUCAUUUUUUGGAAGACAUAGGCAAAAUUAAACUAAAGCCUGUCAUCCCUAACUGUACCAAAAGAUCGUCUAAUGAAGGCUCUUGCUAUUGUAGAAAAUGUACGAUCAUCAAAGGUAGCGGGAAACAACUGGUCAAAUCGAUUAUAAAAACUUCAAAAUCUGAUGAUAUAUGUCAAUCAAAUAAUUUAUGCGUACCAAACGAUAUUUUAUAUAAUGAUAUGAAUAACUCGAAAUUCGUUAAAAAUAAAAAUUCGCAAGCAGACGAUACUUCUCCCAUGAAUCUCAUUGCCAAGGCGAUCGCUCGAAAAUUCGCCAAAACGAAUUUGCAUGAGGUUAAAGAAGAUUUUGAUUUAUCAUUUGAAAGGGAUUCAUUCCCCGACGUUAAGAAUCAUCUUAAUGCCGACAAAGGAAUCGAUACUAUUAAUUCGGAAAUGAAUAUUCAGGCAUAUUAAAUGAUUUUAUUAAAAUUAUUCGAUUCGAAUAUGAAUAAAUAUUCUCAAUUUUUAUAUCACCUGUUAAUUAUAAUUAUC